Molecule: messenger RNA, 1155 nt
Organism: Geodia barretti
Lineage: Eukaryota; Metazoa; Porifera; Demospongiae; Tetractinellida; Geodiidae
Source: the annotation of a GenBank genome assembly
AUGAAAUUUGGCAUAUUUAUGGGCCCUUUCCACCGGGCCGGUGAGAACCCCACCCUGGCGCUGGAGCGCGACCUCGAACUCGUGCAAUGGCUCGACUAUCUUGGUUUUGACGAAGCCUGGAUUGGUGAACACCAUAGCGCCGGCUGGGAAAUCAUCUCGUCGCCCGAGAUUUUCAUUGGCGUCGCCGCCGACCGCACCAAGCACAUCAAACUGGGCACCGGCGUUGUCAGCCUCCCUUAUCACCAUCCCUUUAUGGUGGCUAACUGGAUGACCCAGCUCGACCACAUGACCCGUGGCCGCGUGAUGCUGGGGGUAGGGCCGGGCGCCCUGCCCGGCGAUGCCUACAUGAUGGGAAUCGACCCCACCAAGCAGCGCAUUCGUAUGGACGAAGCCCUGGGCGUGAUCAUGCGCCUUUUCACCGAGAAGGAGCCGAUCACCCACAAGAGCGACUGGUUUGAGUGUCAGGAAGCCAUGCUGCAACUGCGGCCUUACCAGACGCCCCACAUGCCUAUUUCGGUGGCAUCAGUGCAAACGCCCUCCGGCGUAUCCUUGGCUGGUAAACACGGCGCUUCUGUGUUGACUAUUACCACUCCUCGGGACCCCGCCGCUCCGUCGGGCACCGACCUGAAAGACCUUUGGGACAUUUGCGAAGAAUCUGCCGCCGAGCACAACCAGGUGGUUGACCGCUUCGAUUGGCGGCUGGUGCUGCCGGUACACCUGGCCGACACCCGGGAGGAAGCAUUCGAGCAGGCCCGGAUCGGCGCGGGGCGCUAUCAGCGUGAAUACUUCGAGCAUACGAUGGGUCGCCCUCAGGUGGUCGAUGGGCCGCCCGAAAAAAUCAUCGACGUGCUGGCCGAACGCGGCGCCUGGAUUAUCGGGACGCCCGACGACUGCAUCGAAGGCAUCAAACGGCUGGAAGAGCGAAGCGGCGGUUUCGGCGGCUUUAUGGUGCAAACCGUCGACUGGGCCGCCCGUGAGCAUAUGCUGCACAGCUACGAGUUGAUCGCGCGCCACGUGAUGCCCCACUUCCAGGGUUCUGCCGAAGCUGCCAAGGCCUCCAACCAGUGGGCCUACGAACGCAACGAAUCCCUGAUGGCUGGACGCAGUCGCGCCCUGGACCGCGCCCGAGAAGACUACGCAGCGCGCAGCGCAUAA